ACAGUAGUGUCAUAUAAGCCAUGAUUUGUUUUUUUUUUCAUUAUUAAAAAUGGUCAAUAAUUAAUUUGUUUUCUUAUUAGAAUAUGUUGGCGCAUUUAUUAACAAAUUAAUCGAUACAUCGUCGGGAAUGUUAUCGGCGCAUGCCUCUUAUCGGUAUUUUGGAAACGUCAAAAGUAUCGGUAGAAGUUCCCCUAAAUGGAUGUGACGCUGGAGAAGAAAUUGCAGGGAUUUCAACUGGUGGCACAGGAAAAGUUGCAGGCAAUACUAUGCUCCAUACCGGGCAAAAAGGAGCUCAUCUUAGAGCCCGAGCUGAUCAAGCCGCUCGAACAUGUAUGCACCGCCUCCUGGUUGAAAUUGAAGGGCAUUCAACGUAUCUACAAACUGGAUACAAAACAAAGACUGCAUCGAGAUGACGACCAGGUGCACAUCUACAUGAUACGCAGUCUGCUGGGCACUUUACAGACGCUGCUGCGUCAACUGCAACCCCUUACCCUAGCCACGCCCACUGAGUCACCCGAUCUAGCGCUGCGCAUGGUUCACAUCAUUUGCGUGCCCAGCUGCUAUGCGUAUUUUCAUGCGUUGCUCGAACAGGCCGGCCUCUGGGGUCUCGUCCAGCUGCAUCAUUACAACUGGGACUUCAUAUACCUCGAUCAGGGCGUGCUGAGUCUGGAGCUGCCAAAUCUCUACGAAUGCCUAUAUUUGCAAGGGAAUACCUCGGCGCUGCCUUCUGUGGCGCAGAGUCUGCGACUACUGCAAAUGAUUUGUGGCAAGCCAAUGCUUACCCUCACCUUUGGCAGCCAUGCGGGACAGCUAGUGCAGCUGAUGCAGUCGCUGGGAACAGUGCCAGAGCCGACAAAUCCGGCUGACUUUGGUGCCUGGCUGAUUAUUGACAGGGACAAGGAUUAUGCGUCGUCAUUGCUGACGCCCGCCAUUUAUGCUGGCCUGCUGCUGGAGGUGUUCCAGCUGCGUGCUGGGGAAAUUGUGAUUGAUAAUGCCAACAAUAAGAUACGCAGCCAGAAGCUGCAGCUGCUCCAAGGCAAAAGCGAUCUGAAGCCAAACACUGGCAAGCUGAACAGCAUUCGCCUGAAUUCCGCCUGUGAUGAGAUCUACGGUGAUAAUCGUUACAAGCACUUCGCCCAGGCAAGCAGUUUGGUGCGUGCGCAGGUGAAAUCCCUGAGCCUGGAGCUGCAGAAGCUCAACGACAUGCAACUGGAGGAGAUGCACGACUAUGUCGCACGCAAGCUGCCCAAGUUGACGGAGCUAAAGGCCAAAGUGUUGCGACAUAUAAAUGCCUCCGAGAUUGUCAUCCAAAUGUUGGGCAACUUUCGCCGCCUGCAAACGCUCGAGGAGGACAUCCUCAACAAUGUUUCACGCAAGCGCCUUCUCACCGAGAUCGAUGAGCUGCUGACCACAGAUGGCCAGCGUUAUAAUACGCUGCGUCUGCUCUGCUUGCUGCAUCUGUGCGCCGGCGUUGCACCCGAGGAGCUGCAGAGUUUAGCACGCAACUAUUGCAACAUGUUUGGCCACCGGGAACUGUGCGUCUUUCAGCAGCUGGCACAGGCGGGCCUGUUGCCGGUGCUGCUGCCCGAGCGCAAGACGUCCGCCAAACUCCUCUCCAAUCUGCCGCUGCCCAAGUUCCAGCAAACCGAAUUUCAGGCCAACGCCAAUCGCCUAAAAUUGCUGACAUCUUGUGCGGACGCUGAUCAGCCAGCACCAUCCACAUCCGCUGCUGCGGCUGCUGCUACCGGACAUGCUGCCAAGCAAUCGUGUCCCAGCUUUGUGUUCAAUGGCACGUACAUCCCGCUGGCGGCGCAGCUGUGCUCGAUACUCCUCAAUGCCAACAGUGCCGAGCAGUUGGCCAACAAGCUGGCCAUGAUCGAUGGACUGCAGCUGCACGAGGCAGGCGGACAACCGAGCACGCCCAAAUCCUUUGCUACCCAACUGAAAACACCUGACAUCCUUCCGCUGCGUCUGCGCAACUUGUUUGUGUUUGUUGUUGGCGGCGCCAACUAUGCGGAAAUAGCUGCCUGUGAUCUUGUGGCCAGGCUGACGGGCACCCAAAUAACUGUUGCCUCGGAUGCAUUGCUUGCGGGCAGUGAUCUAAUCGCAGCUGCCUUCAAUAACUAGUGCUAUUACUAUUUGACAGUUUAUAUGUUUAUAUUUUUGUAAUAAAACGUUGCAAUUUGAAA
Drosophila grimshawi is the source of this 2189-nucleotide messenger RNA. It is a transcript of the gene Vps33B, whose product is annotated as vacuolar protein sorting-associated protein 33B. Bases 196 to 2127 code for a protein of 643 amino acids. Gene Ontology annotation, cellular component: lysosome; CORVET complex. NCBI's taxonomy places the organism in Eukaryota, Metazoa, Arthropoda, Insecta, Diptera, Drosophilidae. The record is from RefSeq and is a predicted model, not a curated record. The transcript has 4 exons. Gene Ontology annotation, biological process: intracellular protein transport; vesicle-mediated transport.